This is a messenger RNA of Mauremys mutica (yellowpond turtle), 1430 nucleotides long. Its product is annotated as kinesin-like protein KIF17. Bases 219 to 1430 code for a protein of 403 amino acids. The record is from RefSeq and is a predicted model, not a curated record. NCBI's taxonomy places the organism in Eukaryota, Metazoa, Chordata, Testudines, Geoemydidae. Gene Ontology annotation, molecular function: microtubule motor activity; microtubule binding; ATP binding. Gene Ontology annotation, biological process: microtubule-based movement. The transcript is spliced from 6 exons.
UUCCCACACUCCUGCCAGUGCCGCCCCACUGCCCUGAGCGAGGCUUUCUCCCCAUGCCAGGCUCUCUCCAGCGCCAUACACAGCUGCCCCUGCCCUUCUGACACUGCCUCCCCACUGGGGCGAGCUGGGAUCGUGCCCCCUGAGCCGGGCUCGCUCCAGCCGUCCCGCGCCGUUGGAAGCGCCUCUGCAGACGGCAAGGUUGUCCGGUGAUUUCGGACAUGGCCUCGGAGGCGGUGAAGGUCAUAGUGCGCUGCCGGCCCAUGAACGAGCGAGAGAAGGCGCUUAGCUGCCAGGCCGUGGUCGGCAUGGACAGCCCCCGGGGCCAGUGCUUUAUCCAGAACCCGGGGGCCACUGACGAGCCCCCGAAGCAGUUCACCUUCGACGGGGCGUACUAUGAGAGCCACAACACUGAACAGAUCUACAAUGAAAUUGCCUACCCGCUGGUAGAGGGUGUUACUGAGGGCUACAAUGGCACCAUUUUUGCCUAUGGCCAGACUGGCAGUGGGAAGUCAUUUACCAUGCAGGGCAUUGUGGACCCUCCUACACAGAAAGGCAUAAUUCCCAGAGCAUUUGAACACGUUUUUGAGAGCGUACAGUGUGCUGAAAACACCAAAUUCUUGGUGAGAGUCUCUUACCUGGAGAUCUACAAUGAAGACAUAAGAGAUUUGCUAGGAGCUGACACCAAGCAAAAGUUGGAGUUGAAGGAGCACCCAGAGAAGGGGGUGUAUGUGAAAGGACUCUCCCUGCACACCGUGCACAGCGUGGCCCAGUGCGAGCGCAUCAUGGAGACGGGUUGGAGAAACCGAGCAGUGGGCUACACCCUGAUGAACAAGGAUUCUUCCCGCUCCCACUCCAUCUUCACCAUCAACAUGGAGAUCUAUGCUGUAGAUGAGAGAGGGCAGGAUCACCUGAGGGCUGCAAAACUCAACCUGGUGGAUCUGGCUGGAAGCGAGAGGCAGUCCAAAACCGGAGCCACAGGGGAGCGUCUCAAAGAAGCCACCAAAAUUAAUCUCUCUCUCUCAGCUCUGGGCAAUGUCAUCUCAGCCCUGGUAGAUGGCAGGUGCAAACACAUCCCCUAUCGAGACUCAAAGCUGACCCGGUUGCUGCAGGACUCCCUUGGAGGAAACACCAAGACCCUCAUGGUGGCCUGCCUGUCUCCUGCUGAUAACAACUACGACGAGAGCCUCAGCACUUUGCGCUACGCCAACCGGGCAAAGAACAUCAAGAACAAGCCCCGUAUCAAUGAGGAUCCCAAAGAUGCUCUGCUGAGGGAGUAUCAGGAGGAGAUCAGGAAGCUGAAGGCCAUUUUGGCUGAACAGAUGAACACAAAUAACUUGUCAGGUCUGUUACCUGCUGAGACUGCUCAGCUGGAAGUGAAGCCAGCUCUCCUACCUGAACCCCAGCCAGAUGUCGAGCAGAGAAGCAGCUGA